Molecule: messenger RNA, 2008 nt
Organism: Aricia agestis (brown argus)
Lineage: Eukaryota; Metazoa; Arthropoda; Insecta; Lepidoptera; Lycaenidae
Product: zinc finger protein 2 homolog
Exons: 5
Coding region: 97-1773 (558 amino acids)
Biological process (GO): regulation of transcription by RNA polymerase II
Cellular component (GO): nucleus
Molecular function (GO): RNA polymerase II cis-regulatory region sequence-specific DNA binding; DNA-binding transcription factor activity, RNA polymerase II-specific
Source: RefSeq, a predicted model, not a curated record
UGCGUCUGCUUAAUGAAAUAAUUUGUAACAUCUGUUUUUUACACCAAUCUAAACAUAGACUUAUAAUAUAAUAUAAUUUGCAUUACUUAUAGGUUUAUGAAUGAUUCUUGGAAAAUGAUAAAAUACAAUAAUCGUUGCACUCUAUGUUUAACGUUAAAUAAGAGAACUUUAAACAUAUUUAGAACUAAUCUGCAAUAUGUUUACGAAAACCUCGCGAACUUAAAGGUGAUAUCUGAGACAUGGAUGUGUUUCAUUUGCCACGAGAGACUACGACAGUGUUACCUUUUGCAGCAGUUGGCCAUAAAUACGCGAGGACUUAUUGCUCAAAUCUGUGAGAUUGACACAAAAUUUGAAUCUUUGCUGGAGUUAUCAACUUCCGACACAAAAAUCGUUUGCUUAGCACCACCAUGCAAAACACAAUAUUAUGCUGCUGCAAUCAAAACAGAGCCAGAUGAAACUUCUGGAUUUCAUUUAAAUGAAAGUGAAAUUAAAGAAGAUAAAAAUGUAGAGACAACAAAUGACUACGAAGAUGGCGAACAGAAUCCUGGCUCCUCAUGUGCUGAUUCAGAGAAAAAACAUUUGAUUUGCGAUGAUGAUACUCUGAAAGUUGACAGAAAUAAUAGUCGGCAAACGAAAAAGGAGCUUUUUUUGAUAAUAGAAAAGCUAAGUCCUAGUAUUAUUGCGAAAUUUGUACGGUCAAGUCCAGAAAAAGGUAGUGAUGAACAUUUUGAGGAAGGAGAAUUCACCUCAACUUCAACUAAAAAAAUUAAACAAGAAGUAGAAGAAGUGGUAGCAGAUACAGGGUUUGGACGAGACGAUGAGCAAGAAAACUCGAAUGACUGCGAAGGGCAAGAACAUAUGGACGAAGCGUCACCAGACUGUUACAAACAACCUUAUAGCAGUGAUGUACUUUUGAACAAGUUUGGUCAAAAAGUCAACUUAAAACAAAACUUUGCAAUACUUCCUGAGGACAAACCGUACAGAUGUGUUAUAUGUUUGAAUAAGUAUAAACUGCGACGUAGUUUAAGAAAACACAUAAAAAUUCAUACUGAAGACAAACCGUAUGGUUGUGAUGUAUGUUUGAAGAAGUUUAGCGAAAAAUAUCAAUUAAGAAAUCAUAUUCGAAUUCAUACUGGAGACAAACCGUACAGCUGUCAUGUAUGUUUAAAAAGGUUUAAUCAAAAAAGUUAUUUAAAACAACACAUCGAAAGUCAUAAUGGAGGCAAACCAUACAGCUGCGAUGUAUGUUUGAAGAAGUUUAGACUAAAACAUCAAUUAGAAAAUCAUAUUCGAAUUCAUACUGGAGACAAACCGUACAGCUGUCAUGUAUGUUUAAAAAAGUUUAAUCAAAAAAGUAAAUUAAAAGAACACAUCAAAAGUCAUAAUGGAGGCAAACCAUACAGCUGCGAUGUGUGUUUGAAGAAGUUUAAACAUAAAUAUAGUUUAAAACUACACACCCGAACUCAUACUGGAGACAAAUCGUACGACUGUGAUGUAUGUUUGAAGAAGUUUUAUCGAAAAUCUAAUUUAGAAAGUCAUAUUAUAAUUCAUACUGGAGACAGAUCGUAUAGCUGUGAUGUAUGUUUAAAAAAGUUUAGACGGAAAAGUGAAUUAAACAGACACUUAAGAAUUCAUACUGGAGAAAAUCUGUACACUUGUGAAAUAUGUUUGAAAAAGUUUAAACGAAAAGAGAAUUUACAAGAACACUUUAAAAUUCAUACUAGUGAAAAACCGUACAGUGAUGAUGAUACUUUGUAUGAAUUGUAUGUUUGAAGAAGUUUAGUCAGUUUCUGUAAAAAAUUAUAUUUUAAAAAUUCAUAAUGGAGACAAACCAUACCGCUGCGGUGUAUGUUUGAAGAAGUUUCUAAGACAUAAAUGUAGUUUAGUCAAAGAGUUUCCUUAAAAAAUAUAUUUUAAAAAUUCAUAAUGGAGACAAACAGGCUGCGGUGUAUGUUUGAAGAAGUUUCUAAGACUGGGUUGCACCAGAGGCGUGGGUAAAGUUAAAGUU